AUGGUGGCAGCAACAGAGAUCUCCAGCAAGCAAGGAUGCAAGGGCAGGGAUUGCUGUGGAUCACAGAGGAAGAAAAGAAGCACUGGGUUUGUAGUAGAUGCAUUCCAGUAUGGAGAGAUCGAAGGAUGUAGAGCUUAUUUCCUUACCCACUUCCAUUCUGAUCAUUAUGGUGGCCUAACUAAAAAGUUUACAUUCCCAAUAUACUGCAAUAAGAUAACUGGAAACUUGGUAAAGAAUAAACUGGGAGUGCAAGAGCAAUAUGUCCAUAUCCUGCCAAUGGAUAGAGAAUGUAUAAUAAAUGGCAUCAAAGUAGUGUUGCUUGAUGCUAAUCAUUGUCCUGGUGCUGCAAUGAUCCUUUUCUCUCUUCCAAAUGGGACUAUAAUAUUACAUACAGGCGACUUUAGGGCAGAUCCUUCUAUGGAGUGCUGUCCUUUCCUGAGUGGUUGGAGAGUUCACACUGUUUACUUGGAUACAACAUAUUGUAGUCCUGAGUAUACUUUUCCUUCCCAGCAAGAAGUAAUUCGAUUUGCUGUCAAUACUGCCUUUGAAAGAGUGACUUUAAACCCACGAACGUUAGUUGUUUGUGGAACAUAUUCCGUUGGAAAAGAAAAAGUCUUUCUAGCUAUAGCUGAAGUUCUGGGCUCAAAAGCAAGCAUGUCUUGGGAGAAAUACAAAACCCUGCAAUGCUUGGAAUCGGCAACAAUAAAUUCCCUCAUCACUUUGAACUGGAAUAAUACUUUGCUACAUCUUCUGCCCAUGAUGCAAAUUAAUUUUAAGAAUUUGCAGACUCAUUUGAAUAAGUUCUCUGAGAAUUUUGAUCAUAUUUUGGCUUUUAAGCCCACCGGGUGGACAUAUUCAGAUGGAUGUUAUUCUUUGAGUGAAAUCCAACCUCAGACAAGAGGAAAUAUCACUAUAUACGGGAUUCCUUACAGUGAGCACAGCAGUUUCCUUGAAAUGAAACAAUUUAUUCAGUGGCUGAAACCUCAAAAAAUUAUUCCUACUGUAAAUGUAGGAAAUUGGAAAGCUAGACAUGAAAUGGAGAAGCAUUUCAGGGACUGGAAGAUGCAAGUUGCAGAAUGGAAUUAGGAAGACUGGGUUUUUACUACAAUAAUUAUAUGCCUUAAAUUCUGACUAAUUUUUCUGCAUUGUUCUUUGACUUCGACUCACGUGGAAACAAUGGUGCGAGUCAACAAAAGAUGCUGUAUUUGCAGAAUCCAGAAGAUCAACAUAGAUCUGAACAAUAAAAUCAAGCAAUAUAUAUUGUCAUAAAUGUUUUUACAUUUUAUCUUCAUUUUUUUCUGCAUAAAAUAAAUAAA
Molecule: messenger RNA, 1316 nt
Organism: Candoia aspera
Lineage: Eukaryota; Metazoa; Chordata; Lepidosauria; Squamata; Candoiidae
Gene: DCLRE1A
Product: DNA cross-link repair 1A
Exons: 9
Coding region: 1-1086 (361 amino acids)
Biological process (GO): double-strand break repair via nonhomologous end joining; interstrand cross-link repair
Molecular function (GO): damaged DNA binding; 5'-3' DNA exonuclease activity
Source: RefSeq, a predicted model, not a curated record